Molecule: messenger RNA, 377 nt
Organism: Pelecanus crispus (Dalmatian pelican)
Lineage: Eukaryota; Metazoa; Chordata; Aves; Pelecaniformes; Pelecanidae
Source: RefSeq, a predicted model, not a curated record
AUGUCAUUGAAGGUGCAGACAAGCAACAUCACGAACAAGAAUGACCCCAAGUCCAUCAACUCCAGAGUCUUCAUUGGCAAUCUCAACACAGCCGUGGUCAAGAAGUCAGAUGUGGAGACCAUUUUCUCCAAGUAUGGCCGAGUGGUGGGCUGCUCCGUUCACAAGGGCUACGCCUUCGUACAGUACUCAAAUGAGAGGCACGCGCGUGCCGCUGUCCUGGGCGAGAACGGGCGCGUGCUUGCUGGCCAGACACUUGAUAUCAACAUGGCCGGGGAACCUAAACCCAACAGACCUAAAGGGCUGAAGAGAGCAGCCUCCGCGUUGUACAGCGGCUACGACUUCGACUAUGACUAUUACAGAGACGACUUCUACGACAG